AUGUCAGACAACGAAAGUCACGAAGAAAUGUUUAUUGAAUCUGAGGCACAAGUAUUCGACUUUAAAGUGGGGAAUUCACUUGAACAAAGUCAUUCAAUUGACGAAGAACAUGAAUAUAUAGAUUUUUCAAAGCCUGCAAAUAUUAAAGAUAUGAAUGAAAAGACUGUACAAAUUUCUUUUGGUGGAUAUUUGGAAAAUGAUUCAUAUUUAUUGUCUGGACAUAAAUUUAAAGAUAAUACAUGUGAAAUAAUAGAUGAUGAAAAUGCGGAACGAGAUUAUUUAUUAAUAUUUGAUGAGACAACAAAAACCUAUACGUUAGAGCUCCUUGAUUAUGAGUUUCGAGUAGGUGUAGGCAGUGAUUUUUCUGAAAUUAACAGUAUAAGUCAGAAACCUGAAACCCCUAAUUCUGAUAUUGAGAUUGUGCGACAAUUUCAAGAAGUAAUGGAAGGAGGAGAUCAAUCAUAUGUAAAUGGAGAUGAUGAUUUCCCCGAUGAAGAAGAGGAUUAUUUAGAGAAAUUUAAAGAAUCGAUGAAAAUGGAAGGUACUGUGGAGAAUGUUGAUGCUCCGUUACCACAAGCUCCAUCACCCGAAGAAGAUAUGUAUGAACAGAUGGAAGAUUAUGAAUUGGUAACAAAAGACGAUGUGACGGAAUCUUCAAACAGUAGUUCUUCAGGUGCUACUUCUUCUACAUCUUCCGAUUCAGAUGAUUCCGGUGACGGGUCUGAUUCAAGUGAAUCAGAGCUGGAAUCUGUAGCAGGAGAUCUUGAGACACAAAUGAAACAAUCAAUAAAUAGCAUUAUUAAAUCUCCUCGUACGAAAAAGAAGUCGAUUACAACAGACGGGAAAAAAUCUAAUGGCGUAGCGGGACCUAUUUCUUUAGAAGCAUUGUUGGGAGGCGGCGCUGAAGAGCAAGACCAAUAUGACAGCGGCUCGUCUGAUAAUUCAGAUUAA
Molecule: messenger RNA, 951 nt
Organism: Funneliformis geosporum
Lineage: Eukaryota; Fungi; Glomeromycota; Glomeromycetes; Glomerales; Glomeraceae
Source: the annotation of a GenBank genome assembly